UCACUACAGCUGUCAAGUUACAACCCAGCUCACGGGAAACUAAACACCAUUUACUUACACCACAUCAGACCAUCUGAUCUUCUCCUCAGACAAUACCAGUGAUGUUAAAAUGCCCAAGUUUCUGUUUUCCAAGAUUCGGUUUAGCGAUAUAAAGGAUUUAUUUCCAAAUGUACAACGACCAAGAAGGAUUGAUAUUGUUCUGAGUCAAAGGAGGAGAAACUACAACAUAUGGUCCUCAGGUCAAAAAUCAAAUGGUGAAGCUUGUCCUUCGAACCUCAGGUACUGGAAGACUGACAAUAAACUUGACCUAUCUCUGGAAAAAUGGUUGAAAGAUAAAAGGUACAGAACAGCAUUCCGUUCUUUCCUGGAGUCCGAGUUCAGUGAGGAAAACAUUGAUUUUUGGCUCGCAUGUGAAGACUUUAGGUCAGCUUCAGAUGACCUGAAAUGGAGAGCUGAGGAGAUCUAUGAGGAGUUUAUCAAACCUACAGCAUGCAGAGAGAUAAAUGUAGACCACAGUGUCAGAGAGAAGAUCCAGGAGUCGUUGAAGAAGCCAAGUCGUUGCUGCUUUGAUGAAGCCCAGAAACAUGUCUACCUCCUGAUGCUGAGAGACUCUUGUCCCAGAUUCCUUCACUCAGAUGCUUACCUGAGUUUGAAGCGCAAAUCUAGGACCCAUUGGUACAUUUAGGAGAAAAUAGGUACUGUUCCCAUUUCAGGGGAAAAACACUACGACUCAGUGUCCUGGUACAUUAACAAGACGUGUGUACAAGCUAAAAAUGUUUUAUGUUUGUAAGAAUAUAAAGUCGUUGAAAAGAACAGCUGAAAGAGAGAGGAGUUAUGUGAUGACUAUGUGUAUUGAAGGACAACGACAUGCAUGUUUAUGCCUGUUCAGGGUUGCUUGUAAGUGCUGCAUGUGUUGCUUGAAAGUCUAAGUAUGUCAGGGGAGAUUAUGGAGAACAAUAAAAGAUUAAUGUAUGUAAACAAUGGCAUGACAUUCCUUUGUUUUUUAAAUGAGGGAUUGUUUAGUAUUACAGUUUAUUUCUUAAUGUUGAUUCUUUUCUUCUUUUUUAUUCCUUCUUUUGGAUGCAGACUAUUGACAUUCCAGCAGAGUUUGGGACUUGAGUUUCAGUCAAAUAGCAUGAAGUUGUAAGCACAAGAACUUAAGACUCACCUGAAACAAUGAUCUGGGACUUCUGUCUCCUGAUUAUUUCAUGAUUAGGAGUGAAAAAAAUUCAGUAAAUGUACCUUUCAGUAGAUGGUUCCUGCUCCUCGCUGUUAUCAUGGUGUAUAGACAAACAUGGUUGUCAUUGUGAUGUUACACAAUGAGCAUGGGCUCAAUAGUCAAGUCAAGUUUCUUUUAUAACACAUUGAGGCAUUUCAAACAGCUUUACACCAAAUAAAUAUAAUACAUUAAUUAAUUGUAAAAAAGCAAUAGACAUUACAUUUAGUCAAAUGCCAGCAUAUUGAUAUAUCUUCCAGUUAUUAUGAUUCAUAGGCAACUCUAAAUAGGUGAGUGUGUAGUCUGGAUUUAGAGGAACUCAGUGUUUCAGCUGUUUUGCAGUUUUCUGAAUGCAUUUUAGGACAGAUUAAGCAUAAUGUUUGUCAACGGUACAUAAAAUCUAACGUAGUUAGUUGUAGCUUCUCAGUUAAUUUGUUUUAAAUCAAUGUUCACAGUAAGAUAACAAUAGAAUGAAACUUUGGCUAAGAUUCGCUCAUUAUUGUAUAAAAGGGUGAGCUUGAUUUGUUAGCCAGAAAGUACUGGGCUGUGGGAGAUUAAUGAUUUAAACUGAACUUUAACUUAGAUCACUU
Messenger RNA from Poeciliopsis prolifica (blackstripe livebearer), 1806 nucleotides. RefSeq names its product regulator of G-protein signaling 21-like. The transcript is spliced from 5 exons. Lineage: Eukaryota; Metazoa; Chordata; Actinopteri; Cyprinodontiformes; Poeciliidae. The record is from RefSeq and is a predicted model, not a curated record. Bases 110 to 685 code for a protein of 191 amino acids.